AUGGCGGACAACGACAGUGGACAUUUGUACUAUGGUCCUCGUGAUUCCUAUAUGUGUGUUUCGGCGGAGAUGCAAGGAUUUUUGGAGAAGAAAGGGGUUCUGGGUAACAGGUCGAAAUUCUGGUGUUCCAUACAACAGUCCACUCUCUACAUGCAAAAGUCAAAUGGCCAGCAGAAGUCACCCAGGCAGGGAGACAUUGUGAAGACAAUCGACUUGAAGGACUGUCACCAGGUACGCAAGGUGACCGCUGAGAUUACGGGAACCCACUUUGAAAUAUGCCAGAAGAAAAAAACACAUGUUUUUAUUUGCCCAGCCAGUGAAAACUGUACAAUGUGGGUUAAGGCCUUGCAAGCAGCCAUGGCUUUGAAGGAUGCUGGUCAGUUAGAUUCAGAUCUCGCAGCAGAAAGCCAGAAUAUUUCACAUGUCUAUGAAUCCUAUGGUGAAAUUCUCAGAGACUCCAAGGUAGAUGCUGUAUCGUGUAAACUAGCAGAGUAUAGUGAACCAUCUGAUGCCAAGAAAGCUAGCAAGGUUGUUAACAACAACAGUGAGUACUGGGAGAUAGGACAUGCUUCAGGCAGUCUUGAUAACCCUCAAACAACAACACAAUCAAUCAGUGACCAAUGCAACAGACAGAAUCUUAGUCAACAAACCUUCACUGAUGCAAAAAGUGAAGCAAGCCAGGGUGAAUGUGAGCAAGAGAUUUAUAGUGAUGGCCUCUCAUUGGCAGCAGAGGUUAAGAAAACUAUGUUGAUGACCUGCCGAGUCAAUGCUGAACUUAAUCCUGGAAACAGUGUUGUUAGGCGUUGUUCUGAAAGCAGUGGAGGUGUAUAUUCUGAUGCUUAUUCCACUGCCAAUGUUCUUCAGCCUCCCUCAGUGACAGCAAGAGAUGAUAUACUGAAACCGUCAGAUACUGUGGACUUUAAGGUCACUGUAACUAGCGAUGAAGAUGAGAAUCCAUUCAAUGCACUGUUAGACUCUCUAAGUGGCCGUGACUCACCAAUCCCAGAUUUUGUUCACCCCCUGACAGAAGAAGACAUCAAGCCUGUUGAAGAUCUCCAAGAAUUUCUGCACAGAAAUCCUGAGUUGUGUCAGGUGGGUUAUGUAUUACUUCCUAGAGAGGAUCCAGUGAACAGUCUGAAAUCUUACCUGAAGACUCUCACUAUUGCUGAGACAGGACACUAG
Messenger RNA from Candidula unifasciata, 1182 nucleotides. NCBI's taxonomy places the organism in Eukaryota, Metazoa, Mollusca, Gastropoda, Stylommatophora, Geomitridae. The record is from the annotation of a GenBank genome assembly.